CAUCUUCGAAGGCGACAGUACGGUUUGCAGGAUCUAGCAGACUGCGUAGUGGCACCCAAUGGGUCUCGGCGACUUCGGUGGGCUGCAGUCUGAGUUUGGGGUGACCAUGCGUAGUGACGAGAAAGACGUAGGGGCAGAGUACCAUCAGAGGCUUCUUUCCCCAGUGCGUAGUGACCAUUCGCUGAGGAAGGUUGCCGCACGGGAUAGCAUACUCGGCUAGAUCCAGACCAACUUCUUCCAAUGCCUCUCGAACGGCAGUCGCUUGAUCAUCUGCAUCCUCUGGAUCUCUCUUUCCGCCAGGGAGCGCGAUGUGCGAAGUCCACCGAUCGCCUUUUCGUGAAGCGCGCUUGAUGAAGAGCACUUCUGGCUCACCAUGCUGAACCCAAUCGUGACUGAAGAAUGAGUCGAUGCUGUCUGCUUUCUGAGCUGGGGACUGAGGUGCAGCUGACUCGGGCCAAUGCGCAUAUGACGGCUGAACUCGAAUAACCAGUGCGACUGAAGCGCGCUUCUGGGACUCGGGUGAUAGCAAGACGGGAUAUGGCGAAUCGGUAAGGUCUUUCAGGAUGCGGUGAAGCUGCGGGAUAACACUGGUAGACGGAAUUGCACUCGCAUCGCCAGCAUCGCCGAAGCCCGUCAUACUGUAGUCCUGAGGGGUGAUCGGUGAGGGCGAGAGAGUAAGACGGACUCAGUAGUAACUCGAGGCGCGAUAAGAUGCGGUUACUGCUGAUCAGUCCAACGCGUGCCACACGUCUAAUCCUACAGCUCAAGAGAGAGUAUGGAAACGACGACAGCAUAGCCACUACGAUGUCGAUGUUUAGUUUCAAUUUGAAAGCUCAUGACGACCGAGGCCGAGUCGGCACAGCACGGCACGGCAAUUCAUCGGCAAUUCAUCGGCAAUUGACCGAGUCCUUCACAUGCGCUCAAGCGCUGUGCAUUGCCUAUAUCAUACAAGAUCUUCUGCAGAAUGUCAAAUCCCGCGUAUAA
Molecule: messenger RNA, 984 nt
Organism: Pseudocercospora fijiensis CIRAD86
Lineage: Eukaryota; Fungi; Ascomycota; Dothideomycetes; Mycosphaerellales; Mycosphaerellaceae
Exons: 4
Coding region: 712-984 (90 amino acids)
Source: RefSeq, a predicted model, not a curated record